CUUUGACUUUACAGGCAGAUUUCUGCCUCCUGUUUACAAGCUUUGACUUUACAGGCAGAUUUCUGCCUCCUGUUUACAUCAUAGUCUUCAUCAUUGGUCUGGUAGCUAACGGAUGGGGACUGAAGUCUUUGCUGCACAACUGGAAGAAGCUAAAAAUCAUCAAUGUUUUCGUUCUCAACCUUGGACUUGCUGAUAUUUUGUACCUGCUCACACUCCCAUUUUUGGUGGUGUACUACUUUAUGAAGAGUAAAUGGAUCUUUGGAGACGCAUUCUGCAAGAUCACAAGAUUCUGCUUCAACCUGAAUCUCUAUGGCAGCAUCGGGUUCCUCACUUGUAUAAGUGUGUACAGGUAUCUGGCUGUUGUCCAUCCACUGAGAGUGAUUGGAAGAUUAACUCUGACUCAUUCUGUGGGGAUCUCAGCGAUGGUUUGGGUCUUGGUGAGCGCUCAAAGUCUCCCGGAUGUGUUCUACAGCAAAACAUAUGGAAACAAGCCUGGGAAAUGUUUUGAUACCACCAGUAACACCUAUGUUGAGAGUUAUCUGAAAU
Molecule: messenger RNA, 546 nt
Organism: Epinephelus moara (kelp grouper)
Lineage: Eukaryota; Metazoa; Chordata; Actinopteri; Perciformes; Serranidae
Product: P2Y purinoceptor 1-like
Exons: 1
Biological process (GO): G protein-coupled receptor signaling pathway
Cellular component (GO): membrane
Molecular function (GO): neuropeptide receptor activity
Source: RefSeq, a predicted model, not a curated record